UGCCAGCGCAAAUGCUAUUGUCCUUCUCCUCCUCGCACAGAACUCCUCCUCCAUCAUUCAGACAAUUCACAAAUCUCCAGCCCUGUUAUCCAAUGGAGAAAAAACUAGUACAAGUUUCAGAGCAAGAGGUUCGCAUAGAUUUUGCACUCAACUGCAAAUGCCGAGCUAACGUGCGCCUGACCUCCCUCUGCGCCACCGCCCCCGUAGCCUUCAAGGUCCAGACAUCUUCGCCUCACAAGUUCCUCGUCAAACCACCCACCGGUUUAAUCCCUCCGUUAUGCCACGUUACCGUCCAGGUCAUCCUCAAGGCUCAGGCCCAGCUUCCGCCCACCUUUCCUCGCUCGCCGUCAGACCGAUUCCUCAUCAGAACCGCCGAGUUCACCCGCGACUCCGAGUCCGAGUCAAUCAACCAGUGGUUCUCCUCCUGUUCCCGCGGCUCCACUCACGACCUCAAGCUCAAGGUUGCCUUCGUGGGCCCCUUUCUUCUGCGCCACGCUGUCACUUGCGGGGACUACGACGCCGCCCGGAAUAUAAUCAAGCGGCAGAGAACGAUUCUCGCCGAGUUUCCACCCGAAGAUGCUGAUUCGCUCCUUCGAGUUGCGACCGAGUUGGUGAACCCGGAGGACAUGAUUAACUUGCUACUCGAAGCUGGAUUGAGGAUCGACGCACGUGCAAGGUCCGAUCAAGUAAAUUACGAGGUGGAUUCCAAAUGGGCAUCCAACGGACACGAGGAGCCACACGUGGCAGCGGCGUGCGAUCGAUUGGAUUAUGGUAUUGGGUGCAGGGAUGGAGUAUGUGAUCACCGCCGUUCGAUCCAAGAUGCUGCUUGUUGUGAUAAGGAUAAGCUAGAAAUGGGAGAACUAGUAUUGAUGGCGGCAAGACGAGGAGAUUUGAAGCAAGUUGAAGUGCUGUUGCAAAAUGGCGCGGAUAUAAACUGCUGUGAUCAAUAUGGCUUGACAGCCCUGCACGCCUCAGCCAUUAAAGGCCACAAGGAUAUAGCUCUGAUGCUCAUCGAAUUUGGGUUGGAAUUGGAAUGCCGAGACAGCGAAGGGCAUGGGCCCUUGCAUUUGGCUGUUGUUGGCGGGAGCUUGGAGACCGUUGAGAUGUUGGUUCAGAAUGGGGCUAACGUCAAUGCCAAGAGCAACAGCGGCGCCACCCCUCUGUACAUGGCGACGGCGAUGGGGUAUGAUGAUAUCACCGAGUUUCUUAUUAGCAGAGGAGGUUAAAUAGUUAAUGGAGCAAAUGAUUGGCAAUUAACAUCUUAAUUAGAAAAUGGUUUGCAAUUUACAUUUAUUUAGCAUGCAUACUUGAAUUAGGACAUUUGUUCUAUAUAGUGAGUUCUACCGAAGCUUGACUCCCUAUAGAAUAAUUGGUAUAAAUAAAUGAAUAAAACAUUUCAUUAUCA
Molecule: messenger RNA, 1405 nt
Organism: Prunus avium (sweet cherry)
Lineage: Eukaryota; Viridiplantae; Streptophyta; Magnoliopsida; Rosales; Rosaceae
Product: protein VAPYRIN-like
Molecular function (GO): protein binding
Source: RefSeq, a predicted model, not a curated record